CCAGUGAAUUCUCUCCAUGUCACUUUGAGACGGAGGCGUCAAUAUGCAGGCAGUCAGCGCUAGCUUCCCUCCCAUUAUCGUACUACCCACGGUCACCAUCCGCUCUCUAACACCGCCAGCACUACUCAGACUGUAGAGCUGAGAAAUUUAGCCCCGAGUUUUCGACAUUUUAACCGUUAGCUAUGAUUAGAACGCUGUGUCUGCGGAUUUAAGUGACUGACGAGUGAUAAGAAAGGAAAAACUUAAACGAUACGGCGAACGUUGGCUAGCCAGCUAGCUAGUCUGUUUGCUGUGGGUGGAAAGACGGCAUCCGGCCUCCGAGGAAGCACCGAGGUCGGGGACUCGGGUCGAUACAUCGUAUUUCGUUUCUGGCCUCCCCUGCCGGAGCGCUCCAUGGAGAGGAUGAAGAAGUUCAAGCGCCGUCUCUCCCUGACGCUGCGCGGGAGCCAGACCAUCGACGAGUCGCUGUCCGAGCUGGCCGAGCAGAUGACCAUCGAGGAGAGCAGCAGCAAGGACAGCGAGCCCAUCGUGAGGAACGGCCGGCCGCCCACGUCCCACAGCAUGCACUCCUUCCUGCACCAGUACACCGGCUCCUUCAAGAAGCCGCCCCUGCGCCGCCCCCACAGCGUCAUCGGGGGCAGCCUGGGCUCCUUCAUGGCCAUGCCCCGCAACGGCAGCCGGCUGGACAUCGUCCACGAGAACCUGAAGAUGGGCUCGGACGGGGAGAGCGACCAGGCGUCCGGCACGUCCUCCGACGAGAUCCAGUCUCCCACCGGCGUGUGUCUGAGGAGCCGCGUCCACCGCCGGAUCUCCAUGGAGGACCUGAACAAGCGUCUGUCUCUGCCGGCUGAUAUCCGGAUACCGGACGGCUACCUGGAGAAGCUGCAGAUGAACAGCCCCCCGUUUGACCAGCCUCUGAGCCGCCGGUCCCGCAGGGCGUCCCUGUCCGAGAUUGGAUUCGGGAAGCUGGAGACCUACAUCAAGCUGGACAAGCUGGGAGAGGGGACAUACGCCACCGUUUUUAAGGGGAGGAGCAAACUGACGGACAACCUGGUUGCACUGAAGGAGAUCCGCCUGGAGCACGAGGAGGGAGCGCCCUGCACUGCCAUCCGGGAAGUAUCGUUACUGAAGGACCUGAAGCACGCGAACAUCGUGACGCUACACGACAUCGUCCACACGGACAAGUCCCUCACGCUGGUCUUCGAGUACCUGGACAAGGACCUCAAACAGUACAUGGAUGACUGUGGGAACAUUAUGAGCAUGCACAAUGUGAAGAUCUUCCUGUACCAGAUCCUGCGGGGCCUGGCCUACUGCCACCGGCGGAAGGUUCUGCACCGGGACCUCAAGCCCCAGAACCUGCUCAUCAACGAGAGGGGCGAGCUCAAACUGGCCGACUUCGGUCUGGCCCGGGCCAAAUCCGUUCCCACCAAGACGUACUCCAACGAGGUGGUGACCCUGUGGUACCGUCCCCCGGACGUCCUGCUGGGCUCCUCCGAAUACUCCACCCAGAUCGACAUGUGGGGCGUGGGCUGCAUAUUCUACGAGAUGGCUGCCGGAAGGCCCCUGUUCCCCGGGUCCACCGUGGAGGACGAGCUGCACCUCAUCUUCAGACUGCUGGGCACACCCUCGGAGGACUCGUGGCCGGGGAUUUCUUCCAUCGAGGAGUUCAAAUCGUACAAUUUCCCGAAAUACAAAGCCCAGCCUUUCAUAAACCACGCGCCGAGGCUGGACACUGAAGGCAUCGAGUUGUUGUUAAUGUUUUUAAAGUACGAGUCCAAGAAAAGGAUCUCCGCUGACGAGUCUAUGAAGCACGCGUACUUCAAGAGCCUGGGGAUGCGCGUGCACGCACUGCCGGAAAGCAUUUCAAUAUUCACACUGAAGGAGGUGCAGCUGCAGAAAGACCCCGGCUACCGGAGCUCCUCUUACCCAGAGUCAGCAAACAGCAAGAACAGAAGACAGAGCAUGCUCUUCUAGGCUCACGCGUCGUCGGAUCGAGAGCGAGGACUUGAUUUCUGUUGUGUAAACUCACACCCAGCAGCCCAGAGAGGAGGAUAUUUGGGGAGUGGGGUGGGGGGGGGGCUUCCUGUCUCCCGGGCUGCGCGCCCCUCACCCCCCUGCCCCUCCCCUCUCCGCUUCUCCUCCGGCUGGCGGCCUUUUGAAGCCCCUGUGGGCCGAGAGAAGAGACUGACUCUGCGUGUUAAUUUAUUGGAGAGAAUCAUUUGCUGCUAAAACAACUACUGUCUAUAUUUAACACACCCGUUUUAUCAUGUGAACUUGCUUGGUUGCCCUCGACAACAGACCAGUCGCUAAAGUUCUGUGUUAUUUCGUUGAUGAUGAUGAUGAUGAUAAUGUUGUUGUUGCUGUUGUUAACUGUCGUCGUUUUUUUCCGAAAAGAAAAAAAAGAAUCGCGUGCUUUUAGUGUCCCUGAUGCUCCCCGACUCCUGCUAGACAUGAGUUACUUUGCAUUGCAGGCGGUUUUUGCAGUUUUUUUUUGUUUGUUUUUUUGUUUUUCUUUCCAGGUUUUUACUCUGGAGUACUGUAGCAGAUCUCAUUUCAGACUGAAAGCUGUACAGUUAGGCAGUUAGGGCCCGGGUCAUGUGAUCAUGUGCUGAGGGGGACCGGUGGAGCGUCUGUCAGCUCAGUAGCUGGGUACUGUAGUCUUAUUCCCCCCCCCCCCUCGCCCGCCUCCCCACCAGUUUCUGAUCAACACAUUUCAAUCAAUCGCUACAGCCCUCCCCACCCAGCUACUGAGCGCAGCGGCGCACAUCCACCAAUCAACGGGGAGUAAUGGGGGGGAGGGGCCACCGACAAGCCAACCGCUCUUCACAAGAUGGGGAACCUCCCCCCUCCCCCGCCCACCAAAACGGUUGACCAAGUAGAGUGCGCUCAUAGCAUUCCAAGAUAAUUCUUUUUUUUUUCUUUUUUUUUUUUCUGUCACGGCUGACGUCGUGACUGGAGACGAACUGGAGGGCGAAAGGAGUACCCCAGGCGUUUUUGACCAGAGGGCAUUACCUGAAGUCAUGAGAUCAGGCGUGAGCUCAGGCAACGGCGAUUCUCUUCACACUCUCUGUGUGGACCCCCUCCCCCCUUCCCCCCCCCCCCUCCCAAACUGCUCUGGCCCUGUCAGCUCCCCCCGUCUCCCCGGACAACACUGCUUAUCCACAGUGUCAUGUUCUUUGCCUUUAAGAGCUAGUUUAGUGCAUCUUCUGUAACUGUAAAAAAAAAAAAAAAGUCUCUCUUUCCCGAAUGGUCGGCCUGUUCUGUACCUGACCAUCAGUGGGGGGGGGGGUGAGAGUCUAGCAGACUGUCACCGUACUGGACCCUGGAGCACCAGAGACUUCUGCUUGUAAUGACUUUGAAAGUGUAGUUUAUUCAGCAGUAUUAAGAGCCUUUUUUGUAUGUUACAUUUUAACUUUAUUUGUGAAUAAUUGUGUCAUUGUGGCAUGUUGGGGGAUGCGUUCCUACCUUUGUGCUUUUUUUUUCCAGAGGAGAGAAAACAAAUCAGAAAAAUGUGCAAAACUGAAGUGGGGGGGUGGGGAAAUAUAUAUAUAUAUUUGUGUAAGAGUUUGCAUUUGGACCACUGCUCUGUUUUCCAGCGUUUGUACACGUUUAAAAGAAAAGAAAAAAAAGAUUUCAAAUUGAAAUUUUAGAUUUAACGAACCGCUGUGUUGUUUUCAACUGACAGUAAUGUAUUAAUAUUGUAAUAUUGUACUUUCUUCCCAACAUGAGAAUGACCUGAUCCUACCUGUUUGUGAAAAAGGUGUGGAGGUCUUUACCUGACGCAUGGAAUGCCUGGUGUGGUGUAAACUUCGCCUCUCUGGAACACUGACUCAAAACGGUGGACAGUUAUCGACCGUUUAACACUUUUUACUGGAGUUAUUUAUUUCUCAUAACCAUUUAAGUAAAUUUAGUCAGUUUCAUACAGACACCCUGAAUUGCUCAAUUGUCCUUUUUUUAAUAGUGGGGAUGAUUUUGCGUGAUGUCCUGAAAAACUCCGUGAUGUCUACGGAGGGGGUUUAAAUAAAAUUGAUAAGGAAA
Anguilla rostrata (American eel) is the source of this 4038-nucleotide messenger RNA. It is a transcript of the gene cdk17, whose product is annotated as cyclin dependent kinase 17. Bases 394 to 1974 code for a protein of 526 amino acids. Gene Ontology annotation, biological process: protein phosphorylation. The transcript has 17 exons. Gene Ontology annotation, molecular function: ATP binding; cyclin-dependent protein serine/threonine kinase activity. Gene Ontology annotation, cellular component: nucleus; cytoplasm. NCBI's taxonomy places the organism in Eukaryota, Metazoa, Chordata, Actinopteri, Anguilliformes, Anguillidae. The record is from RefSeq and is a predicted model, not a curated record.